Molecule: messenger RNA, 15265 nt
Organism: Melozone crissalis (California towhee)
Lineage: Eukaryota; Metazoa; Chordata; Aves; Passeriformes; Passerellidae
Exons: 19
Biological process (GO): regulation of transcription by RNA polymerase II
Cellular component (GO): nucleus
Molecular function (GO): RNA polymerase II transcription regulatory region sequence-specific DNA binding; DNA-binding transcription factor activity, RNA polymerase II-specific
Source: RefSeq, a predicted model, not a curated record
UCCAUGAGCAGCUCCAGGGUGGGGAGGAGAAGCCCCACAGGUGCUCGGAGUGUGGGAAGAUCUUCAGGUGGAGAGCCAACCUGGUGCGCCACCUCAGAAUCCACACGGGAGAACGUCCCUACCAGUGUGGGGUGUGUGGGAAGAGCUUCAGCCAGAAUUCCAACCUGACUGUCCACCUCAAAAUCCACGCGGGGCAGCAGGUGGGAUCCGAGGGGGACAAACCCACCCUGGACCAGGGUCAGGGAUCAGAGCUGGGGGUCCACGAGGAGCUCCAGGGUGGGCAGGAGAAGCCCCACAAGUGCUCCGAGUGUGGGAAGAGCUUCAGGUGGAGAUCCAACCUGAUCCGCCACCGCAGAAUGCACACUGGGGAGAGGCCCUACGUGUGUGGGCACUGCGGGAAGGGCUUCACCCAGAAAGCCCACGUGAUGGAGCACCAGAAGAUCCACGUGGGGCCACAGCUGGGCGGAAAACCAACCCUGGGUGAUGAAGGGGGUCAGGGAUCAGAGCCGGGGGUCCACGAGCAGCUCCAGGGUGGGCAGGAGAAGCCCCACAAGUGCUCGGUGUGUGGGAAGAGCUUCAGGUGGAGAUCCAAAAUGAUGAGGCAUUUCAGAACCCACACCGGGGGACAGCUGAGACGUGAGGGGGAAAAACCCACCCUGCGUGAGGGAUCCGAGCUGGGGGUCCAUGAGCAGCUCCAGGAUGGGGAGGAGAAGCCCCACAAGUGCUCCGAGUGUGGGAGGAGCUUCUGGAAGAGCUCCAACCUGACCCGCCACCUCAGAAUCCACACGGGAGAGCGGCCCUACGUGUGUGGGGUGUGUGGGAAGAGCUUCACCCAGAAAACCCACCUGAGUGACCACCAGAAGAUCCACGCUGGGCAACAGCUGGGCGGAAAUCCAACCCCGGCUCGUGAAGGCGGUCAGGUAUUGAUGGUGGUGGUCCAAGAGCAGCUCCAGGAUGGGGAGGAGAAGCCCCACAAGUGCUCGGAGUGCGGGAAGAGCUUCAGGAAGAGAGCCAACCUGAUGGAGCACAGCAGGGUCCACACCGGGGAGAAGCCCUACAAGUGCGGGGAGUGUGGGGAGAGCUUCAGCUGGAACUCGCAGCUCAUCCGCCACCAGAGGGUGACCCACACCGGCGAGAGACCCUACGCGUGCCAGUUCUGCGCCAAGAGCUUCACCUGCAAGUCCCACCUGACCAGCCACCUGAGGACCCACACCGGGGAGAAGCCCUACGAGUGCGACCAGUGCCAGAAGAGGUUCCAGAGCAGCUCCUCGCUCGUCGUCCACCAGCGCUCGCACACGGGCGAGCGGCCGUUCCGGUGCCCCGAGUGCGGCGCGGGCUUCAAGGAGAACUCGGCCCUCGUCCGGCACCGCCGCACCCACACCGGGGAGAGGCCCUACGGGUGCGAGCAGUGCCAGAGCUCCUUCCCGACCCGCUCGCUGCUGGCGGAGCACCAGCGCAUCCACACCGGGGAGAAACCGUUCCGCUGCGACGACUGCGGGAAGGGCUUCCGGCAAAAGUCCAGCCUGGUCAAGCACCGGAGGAUCCACACCGGGGAGAGGCCGUACGUGUGCGGGCAGUGCGGGAAGAGCUUCACGCAGAGCUCCAACCUGUUCGCGCACCAGAGGGGCCACGCGGAGCGGCCCUACGAGUGCGAGUACUGCUGGAGGAGCUUCUCGCAGAGCUCCAGCCUGAUCGUCCACCAGAAGUGCCACACGCAGGUGAGGCCCUACGAGUGCAGGAAGUGCGGCAAGAGCUUCACCACCAAGUCCUGCCUCCUCACCCACCGCAUGAUCCACACCGGGGAGCGGCCCCACGAGUGCGGGGAGUGCGGCAAGGCCUUCAUGUCCAAGUCCCACCUGGUUUACCACCAGAGGAUGCACAGCGGGGAGAAACCCUACGAGUGUGAUUGCUCCGAGUGUGGGAAGAGCUUCAGGUGGAGAUCCUUGCUGAUGCAGCAUUGCAGAAUCCACACGGGGGAACGACCCUACGAGUGUGGGGUGUGUGGGAAGGGCUUCACCUCGAGCUCCAGCCUGACUGUCCAUCUGAGGAGCCACACAGGGGAGAGGCCCUACGAGUGUGACGAGUGCAAGAAGAGGUUUCGGAGCAGCGGUGAUCUCGUGGUGCACCAGCGCUCACACACAGACGAGAGGCCCUUCCAGUGCCCAGACUGCAGGAAGCGCUUCAACCGCGUCUCCACCCUCAACAGGCACCGGAUGAUCCACACCGGGAAGAGGCCCUACGAGUGUGGUCAGUGCAAGAAAAGGUUUGACAGGUCCUCCCAUCUCCUCCGUCACCAGCUCAUUCACACCGAGGAGAGGCCUUUCCAUUGCCCUGACUGCGGAAAGGGCUUCAAGCAGAACGGCACCCUCAUCACCCACCAGCGUAUCCACACCGGGGAGAGACCCUACAAGUGUGAUCAGUGUGGGAAGAGCUUCAGAGACAGCUCCAACCUGACUGCCCACCUGAGAAGCCACACCGGGGAGAGGCCCUAUGCGUGUGAUCAGUGCCAGAAGAGGUUCCUGAGCAGCUCUGAUCUCCUCCGUCACCAGCGCAGUCACACCAGGGAGAGGCCCUACGAGUGUGAUCAGUGCCAGAAGAAGUUUUACACCACGUCUGAUCUCCUCAAGCACCAGCGCUCAUGCACGGGUAAGAAACCCUUCCAGUGCCCCGACUGCAAGAAGGUGUUCCGGAAUAACUCUGCCCUCAUCACCCACCAGCGCAUCCACACCGGGGAGAGGCCCUACGAAUGUGAUCAGUGCAAGAAGAGUUUUCAGCAUAGCUCCCAUCUGCUCCGUCACCAACACAUCCACACUGGGGAGAGACCAUAGGAGUGUGGUCAGUGCCAGAAGAGGUUCCUGAGCAGCUCCCAUCUGCUCCGUCACCAGCUGAUCCACACCGGGGAGAGGCCGUUCCACUGCUGUGACUGCGGGCAGCGCUUCAGGCACAACUCUGCCCUCAUCGUCCACCGGCGCAUCCACACCGGGGAGAGACCCCACGAGUGUCCCCAGUGUGGGAAGGGCUUCCGAAAGAGCUCCAGCCUGACUGUGCACCUGAGGAGCCACGCUGGAGAGAGGCCCUAUGAGUGUGAUCAGUGCCAGAAGGGCUUUUACACCUCGUCUCAACUCCUCGUGCACCAGCGCAUCCACACGGACGAGAGGCCCUUCCGCUGUCCCAGUUGUGGGGUGGGAUUCAAGCACAACUCAGAUCUGGUCAGACACAGGAGGAUCCACACCGGGGAGAGACCCCACAAGUGUCCCCAGUGUGGGAAGAGCUUUUCUCGAAUUUCCAGCUGCAGCACACACCAGAAGAAACAAAUCCACACGGGGGAACGACCCUACGAGUGUGAUGUGUGCAAGAAGAGGUUCUUGAGCAGCUCCAAUCUUCGUGGUCACCAGCGGAUUCACACCGAGGAGCGGCCGUUCCACUGUCCUUAUUGUGGGAAGGGAUUCAGGGGAACUUCCACUCUCACCACCCACCGGCGCAUUCACACUGGGGAGAGACCAUAUGAGUGUGAUCAGUGCCAGAAGAGGUUCCUGACCAGCUCUGAUCUCCACAAGCACCAGCGGAUCCACACCGGGGAGAGGCCCUACGAGUGUGGUCAGUGCCAGAAGAGGUUCCUGAGCAGCUCCCAUCUCCUCAGUCACCAGCUCAUUCACACCCGGGAGAGGCCGUUCCACUGCCGUGAGUGCGGGCAGGGAUUCAGUCGCAAGUGUGCCCUCGUCGUCCACCAGCGCAUCCACACCGGGGAUAGACCCCACGAGUGUCCCCAGUGUGGGAAGGGCUUCACCCAGAGCUCCCAUCUGACUGUCCACCUGAGGAGCCACGCUGGUGAGAGGCCCUAUGAGUGUCCCCAGUGUGGGAAGAGUUUCAACCAGAGCUGCAAUCUGACUGUCCACCUCAGAAGCCACACCGGGGAGAGGCCCUACGAGUGUGAUCAGUGCCAGAAGGGCUUUUACACCUCGUCUGAACUCCUCAGUCACCAGCGCAUCCACACGGACGAGAGGCCCUUCCGCUGUCCUGAUUGUGGGGUGGGAUUCAAGCACAACUCAGCUCUGGUCAGACACAGGAGGAUCCACACCCGGGAGAGACCCUAUGAGUGUCUCCAGUGUGGGCAGAGCUUCUCUAAAAUCACUACCUUGAGAAGACACCAGAAGAGCCACCACACGGGGGAACGACCCUACGAGUGUGAUCAGUGCCAGAAGAGGUUUGUGACCAGCUCUGAUCUCGUGGUGCACCAGCGCUCACACACAGACGAGAGGCCCUUCCAGUGCCCCGACUGCGGGAAGGGCUUCAAAAGCAUCUCCGACCUCAACAGGCACCGGCGCAUCCACAUUGGGAAGAGGCCCUACGAGUGUGGUCAGUGCCAGAUGAGGUUCCUGAGCAGCUCCAAGCUCCUCCGUCACCAGCUCAUCCACACCGGGGAGAGGCCGUUCCACUGCCGUGACUGUGGACAGAGUUUUAGACGCAACUCCCACCUCAACAGUCACCGGCGCAUCCACACCGGGGAGAGGCCCUAUGAGUGUCCCCAGUGUGGGAAGAGCUUCACCCAGAGCUCCCAUCUGACUGCCCACCUCAGGAGCCACACCGGGGAGAGGCCCUACGAGUGUGAUCAGUGCAAGAAGGGCUUUUACACCUCGUCUGAACUCCUCAGUCACCAGCGCAUCCACACGGACGAGAGGCCCUUCCGCUGUCCUGAUUGUGGGGUGGGAUUCAAGCACAACUCAACUCUGGUCACACACAAGAGGAUCCACACCGGGGAGAGACCCCACAAGUGUUCCCAUUGUGGGAAGAGCUUUUCUCGAAUUUCCAGCUUGAGCAGACACCUGCAGAGCCAGCACUGAGGGCAGCCCGGGGAGAAGCCCCACAAGUGCUCCGAAUGUGGGAAGAGGUUCACCAGGAAAUCCUACCUUACUGUCCACCUGAGGAACCACACGGGGGAACGACCCUAUGAGUGUGAUCAGUGUAAGAAGAGGUUUCAGAGUAGUGGUGAGCUCCGCAAGCACCAGCGCAUUCACACUGAGGAGAGGCCCUACGAGUGCGAUCAGUGCCAGAAGAGGUUCCGGACCAGCUCCGAGCUCCACAGGCACCAGCGGAUCCACACCGGCGAGAGGCCAUUCCGCUGCCCUGAUUGUGGGAAGGGCUUUAGGGGCAGCUCUGCCCUCAUCUUGCACCUGCACAUCCACACUGGGGAGAAGCCCUACGAGUGUGAUCAGUGCAAGAAGAGGUUUCAGAGCAGCGCCACUCUUCGUGCACACCAGAUCAUCCACACCGACGAGCGACCGUUCCGCUGUCCUGACUGUGGGAAGGGAUUCAGGCACAACUGCCACCUCAUCACCCACCGGCGCCUCCACACUGGGGAGAGACCCUACAAGUGUGGGGAGUGUGGGAAGGGCUUCACCUCAAGCUCCCACCUGACUGUCCACCAGAGGACCCACACCGGGGAGAGGCCCUACAAGUGUGAUCAGUGCAAGAAGAGGUUCCCGAGCAGUGGGGAUCUCCUCAAGCACCAGCGCGUCCACACCAAGGAGAGGCCGUUCCGCUGUCCUGAUUGUGGGAUGGGUUUCAAGUACAACUCCGCCCUCAUCGUCCACCAGAACAUCCACACUGGGGAGAGACCCCGUGAGUGUCCUCAGUGUGGGAAGAGCUUCACCAACAACUCCAGCCUGGUUUACCACCUGAGGAGCCACACCGGGGAGAGGCCCCACGAGUGUGGAGAGUGUGGGAAGAGCUUCAUGUACAAGUCCCACCUGAUUUACCACCAGAGGAGCCACACUGGGGAACGACCGUACGAGUGUGACCAGUGCCAGAAGACGUUUCAGAGCAGCUCCCAUCUCCACAUGCACCAGCGCUCACACACGGACGAGAGGCCCUUCCGCUGCCCUGACUGUGGGAAGAGCUUCAGGCACAAGGCCGAACUCGUCGCCCACCAACGCAUCCACACCGGGGAGAGGCCCUACGAGUGUGAUCAGUGUGAGAAGAGGUUCCUGAGGAGUGCUUGUCUCCUCCGUCACCAGCUCAUCCACACCGAGGAGAAACCGUUCCGCUGCUGUUACUGCGGGAAGGGCUUCACUCAGAAGAGCACACUCAUCACCCACCGGCGAAUCCACACCGGAGAGAGACCCCACGAGUGUCCCCAGUGUGGGAAGAGCUUUUGGGCUCAGAGAUCCGAGCUGGGGCUCCAUGAGCAGCUCCAGGGUGGGCAGGAGAAGCCCCACAAGUGCUCCGAGUGUGGGAAGAGCUUCAGGAGGAGAUCCUGCCUGAUGAGACAUUGCAGAAUCCACACGGGGGAACGACCCUACGAGUGUGGGGUAUGUGGGAAGAGCUUCAGAGACACCUUCAACCUGACUGUCCAUCUGAGGAGCCACACGGGGGAACGACCCUACGAGUGUGACCAGUGCAAGAAGAGGUUUCGGAGCAGCGGUGAUCUCGUGGGGCACCAGCGCUCACACACAGACGAGAGGCCCGUCCCGUGCCCCGUCUGCGGGAAGCGCUUCAAAAGCGUCUCCCACCUUAACAGGCACCGGCGCAGCCACACCGGGGAGAGGCCCUACGAGUGUGGUCAGUGCCAGAAGAGGUUCCUGAGGAGCUCUGAUCUCCUCAGCCACCAGCUCAUUCACACCGAGGAGAGGCCGUUCCACUGCCGUGAGUGUGGGAAGGGAUUCAGGCACAACUCCCACCUCAUCAGGCACCGGCGCAUCCACACCGGGGAGAGACCCCACGAGUGUCCCCAGUGUGGGAAAAGCUUCAUCCAGAGCUCCCACCUGACUGCCCACCUGAGGAGCCACACCGGGGAGAGGCCCUACGAGUGUGAUCAGUGCAAGAAGAGGUUUCGGGCGACGUCUGAUCUCCUCCUGCACCAGCGCAUCCACACGGAUGAGAAGCCCUUCCGCUGUCCUGAUUGUGGGGUGGGAUUCAAGCGGAACCGUGCCCUCAUCACCCACCGGCGCAUCCACACUGGAGAGAGACCCUACCAGUGCUCGGAGUGUGGGAAGAGUUUCAGGUUGAGAUCCUUGCUGAUGCAGCAUUGCAGAAUCCACACGGGGGAACGACCCUACAAGUGUGAUGUGUGCAAGAAGAGGUUCUUGCGCAGCUCCCAUCUGCUCCGUCACCAGCUCAUUCACAGCGAGGAGCGGCCGUUCCGCUGUCCUGAUUGUGGGAAGGGAUUCAGGGAAAAUUCCAAUCUCACCAUCCACCGGCGCAUUCACACCAUGGAGAGACCAUAUGAGUGUGAUCAGUGCAAGAAGAGGUUUAAGCGCAGCGGGGAUCUCCACAAGCACCGGCGCAUCCACGCCGGGGAGAGGCCCUACAGGUGUGGUCAGUGCCAGAAGAGGUUCCUGACCAGCUCCGAGCUCCUCAGUCACCAGCUCAUUCACACCGAGGAGAGGCCGUUCCACUGCCGUGAGUGCGGGAAGGGAUUCAGACACAACUCUGCCCUCAUCGUCCACCGGCGCAUCCACACCGGGGAGACACCCCACGAGUGUCCCCAGUGUGGGAAGGGAUUCAGAGACAGCUCCCACCUGACUGUCCACCUGAGGAGCCAUGCUGGGGAACGACCCUACGAGUGUGAUCAGUGUGAGAAGAGGUUCCUGAAGAGCUCUGAUCUCCUCAGCCACCAGCGCAGUCACACCGAGGAGAGGCCGUUCCGCUGCCGUGAGUGUGGGAAGGGAUUCAGACACAACUCCCACCUCGUCACCCACCGGCGCAUCCACACUGGGGAGAGGCCCUAUGAGUGUCCCCAGUGUGGGAAGAGCUUCACCACAAGCUCCAGCCUGACUGCCCACCUGAGGAGCCACACAGGGGAGAGGCCCUAUGAGUGUGAUCAGUGCAAGAAGGGCUUUUACACCUCGUCUGAUCUCCUCAAGCACCAGCGCAUCCACACGGACAGGAGGCCCUUCCGCUGUCCCGAUUGUGGGGUGGGAUUCAAGGAGAACUCAACCCUCAUCAAGCACAGGACGAUCCACACCGGGGAGAGGCCCCACAAGUGCUCCGAGUGUGGGAAGAGCUUCAGGUGGAGAUGCGACCUGACUGUGCAUCUGAGGAGACACACGGGGGAGACGCACUACAAGUGUGAUCAAUGCCAGAAGAGGUUCGUCACCAGCACCCAGCUCCUCAGCCACCAGCUCAUCCACACUGAGGAGACGCCGUUCUACUGCCGUGACUGCGGGAAGGGAUUCAGGUGCAAUUCCAACCUCAUAACCCACCGGCGCAUCCACACCGGAGAGAGACCCUAUCAGUGUCCCCAGUGUGGGAAGAGCUUCAGAGACAGGUCCAACCUGAAUGCCCACCUGAGGAGCCACACUGGGGAGAGGCCCUACGAGUGUGAUCAGUGCGAGAAGAGCUUUCAACGCAGCUCCCAUCUCCUCCGUCACCAGCGCAGCCACACCGAGGAGAGGCCGUUCCGCUGUCCUGAUUGUGGGAAGGCCUUCAAGGCCAACUCUGCCCUCGUCGUCCACCGUCGAAUCCACACCGGGGAGAGACCCCACGAGUGUCCCCAGUGUGGGAAGGGCUUCAGAGACAGCUCCAGCCUGACUGUGCACCUGAGGAGCCACACAGGGGAGAGGUGCUAUGAGUGUGAUCAGUGCAAGAAGAGGUUCCUGAGGAGCCCUGAUCUCCUCAGGCACUGGCUCAUUCACACCGGGGAGAGGCCCUACGGGUGUAAGCAAUGCACAAAGAGAUUUUACAGCACGUCCGACCUCCACAAGCACCAGCGCUCACACACGGACGAGAGGCCCUUCCAAUGCCCCGACUGCAAGAAGGGCUUCAAGUGCAACUCUACCCUCAUCACCCACCGCCACAUGCACACUGGAGAGAGACCCUACAAGUGUCCCCAAUGUGGGAAGAGUUUCUCCCGCAGAUCCUGGCUGAUGCAGCAUUGCAGAAUCCACACGGGGGAGCGACCCUACGAGUGUGAUGUGUGCAAGAAGAGGUUCCUGAGCAGCUCCCAUCUGCUCCGUCACCAGCUCAUUCACAGCGAGGAGCGGCCGUUCCGCUGUCCUGAUUGUGGGAAGGGAUUCAGGGAAAAUUCCACUCUCCGCACCCACCGGCGCAUUCACACUGGGGAGAGACCAUAUGAGUGUGAUCAGUGCAAGAAGAGGUUUAAGCGCAGCGGUGAACUUCGCAAGCACCAGCGCAUCCACACGGCGGAGAGACCCCACGAGUGUCCCCAGUGUGGGAAAAGCUUCAGGCAGAGCUCCAACCUGAUUGUCCACCUGAGGAGCCACACUGGGGAACGACUCUACGAGUGUGGUCAGUGCCAGAAGAGGUUCCUGAGCAGCUCCCAUCUCCUCAGUCACCAGCUCAUUCACACCGAGGAGAGGCCGUUCCACUGCCAUGAGUGCAGGAAGGGAUUCAGACACAAGUCCCACCUCAUCACCCACCGGCGCAUCCACACUGGGGAGAGGCCCCACGAGUGUCCCCAGUGUGGGAAAAGCUUCAUCCAGAGCUCCCACCUGACUGCCCACCUGAGGAGCCACACCGGGGAGAGGCCCUAUGAGUGUGAUCAGUGCAAGAAGAGGUUUCGGUCGACGUCCGAUCUCCUCCUGCACCAGCGCAUCCACACGGAUGAGAAGCCCUUCUGCUGUCCUGAUUGUGGGGUGGGAUUCAAGCGGAACCGUGCCCUCAUCACCCACCGGCGCAUCCACACUGGGGAGAGACCCCACGAGUGUCUCCAGUGUGGGAAGGGCUUCACCACAAGCAGCAGCAUGACCAGACACCUACAGAGCCAGCACACCGGGGAGAGGCCCUACGAGUGUGGUCAGUGCCAGAAGAGGUUCCUGAGAAGCUCCCAGCUCCUCCGUCACCAGCUCAUUCACACCGAGGAGAAGCCGUUCCACUGCCCUCACUGCGGGAAGGGAUUCAGACACAACUCCACCCUCAUCAUCCACCGGCGCAUCCACACCGGGGAGAGACCCUACGAGUGUCCCCAGUGUGGGAAGAGCUUCAGAGACAGGUCCAGCCUGAAUGCCCACCUCAGGAGCCACACCGGGGAGAGGCCCUACGAGUGUGGUCAGUGCCAGAAGAGGUUCCUGAGCAGCUCCGAGCUCCUCAGCCACCAGCUCAUUCACACCGGGGAGAAGCCGUUCCACUGCCGUGAGUGUGGGAAGGGAUUCAGGCGCAACUCCCACCUCAUCACCCACCGGCGCAUCCACACCGGGGAGAGACCCCACGAGUGUCCCCAGUGUGGGAAAAGCUUCAUCCAGAGCUCCCACCUGACUGCCCACCUGAGGAGCCACACCGGGGAGAGGCCCUACGAGUGUGAUCCGUGCAAGAAGACGUUUCAAGCCCCAUCCAAUCUCCUCCUGCACCAGCGCAUCCACACGGAUGGGAAGCCCUUCCGCUGUCCUGAUUGUGGGGUGGGAUUCAAGCGGAACCGUGCCCUCAUCUCCCACCGGCGCAUCCACACUGGGGAGAGACCCUACCAGUGCUCGGAGUGUGGGAAGAGUUUCAGGUUGAGAUCCUUGCUGAUGCAGCAUUGCAGAAUCCACACGGGGGAACGACCCUACAAGUGUGAUGUGUGCAAGAAGAGGUUCUUGCGCAGCUCCCAUCUGCUCCGUCACCAGCUCAUUCACAGCGAGGAGCGGCCGUUCCGCUGUCCUGAUUGUGGGAAGGGAUUCAGGGAAAAUUCCACUCUCACCAUCCACCGGCGCAUUCACACCAUGGAGAGACCAUAUGAGUGUGAUCAGUGCAAGAAGAGGUUUAAGCGCAGCGGGGAUCUCCACAAGCACCGGCGCAUCCACGCCGGGGAGAGGCCCUACGAGUGUGGUCAGUGCCAGAAGAGGUUCCUGACCAGCUCCGAGCUCCUCAGUCACCAGCUCGUUCACACCGGGGAGAGGCCCUUCCACUGCCGUGAGUGCGGGCAGAGCUUCAGACACAACUCUGCCCUCAUCGUCCACCGGCGCAUCCACACCGGGGAGAGGCCACACGAGUGUGCCCAGUGUGGGAAGGGAUUCAGAGACAGCUCCCACCUGACUGUGCACCUGAGGAGCCAUGCUGGGGAACGACCCUACGAGUGUGGUCAGUGCCAGAAGAGGUUCCUGAAGAGCUCUGAUCUCCUCAGCCACCAGCGCAGUCACACCGAGGAGAGGCCGUUCCGCUGCCGUGAGUGUGGGAAGGGAUUCAGACACAACUCCCACCUCGUCACCCACCGGCGCAUCCACACUGGGGAGAGGCCCUAUGAGUGUCCCCAGUGUGGGAAGAGCUUCACCACAAGCUCCAGCCUGACUGCCCACCUGAGGAGCCACACAGGGGAGAGGCCCUACGAGUGUGAUCAGUGCCAGAAGGGCUUUUACACCUCCACCCAGCUCCUCAGCCACCAGCUCAUCCACACUGAGGAGACGCCGUUCUACUGCCGUGACUGUGGGAAGGGAUUCAGGUGCAAUUCCAACCUCAUCACCCACCGGCGCAUCCACACCGGAGAGAGACCCUAUCAGUGUCCCCAGUGUGGGAAGAGCUUCAGAGACAGGUCCAACCUGAAUGCCCACCUGAGGAGCCACACCGGGGAGAGGCCCUACGAGUGUGAUCAGUGCGAGAAGAGCUUUCAACGCAGCUCCCAUCUCCUCCGUCACCAGCGCAGCCACACCGAGGAGAGGCCGUUCCGCUGUCCUGAUUGUGGGAAGGCCUUCAAGGCCAACUCUGCCCUCGUCGUCCACCGUCGAAUCCACACCGGGGAGAGACCCCACGAGUGUCCCCAGUGUGGGAAGAGCUUCAGAGACAGCUCCAGCCUGACUGUGCACCUGAGGAGCCACACAGGGGAGAGGUGCUAUGAGUGUGAUCAGUGCAAGAAGAGGUUCCUGAGGAGCCCUGAUCUCCUCAGGCACUGGCUCAUUCACACCGGGGAGAGGCCCUACGGGUGUAAGCAAUGCAAAAAGAGAUUUUACAGCACGUCCGACCUCCACAAGCACCAGCGCUCACACACGGACGAGAGGCCCUUCCAAUGCCACGACUGCAAGAAGGGCUUCAAGUGCAACUCUACCCUCAUCACCCACCGCCACAUGCACACUGGAGAGAGACCCCACAAGUGCUCGGAGUGUGGGAAGAGCUUCAGGAGGAGAUCCUGCCUGAUUGUGCACCAGAGAAUCCACACGGGGGAGAAGCCCCACAAGUGCUCCGAGUGUGGGAAGAGCUUCAGGUGGAGAUCCUGGCUGAUGCAGCAUUGCAGAAUCCACACGGGGGAGCGACCCUACGAGUGUGAUGUGUGCAAGAAGAGGUUCCUGAGCAGCUCCCAUCUGCUCCGUCACCAGCGGAUUCACACCGAGGAGCGGCCGUUCCGCUGUCCUGAUUGUGGGAAGGGAUUCAGGGAAAAUUCCACUCUCCGCACCCACCGGCGCAUUCACACUGGGGAGAGACCAUAUGAGUGUGAUCAGUGCAAGAAGAGGUUUAAGCGCAGCGGUGAACUUCGCAAGCACCAGCGCAUCCACACGGCGGAGAGACCCCACGAGUGUCCCCAGUGUGGGAAAAGCUUCAGGCAGAGCUCCAACCUGAUUGUCCACCUGAGGAGCCACACUGGGGAACGACUCUACGAGUGUGGUCAGUGCCAGAAGAGGUUCCUGAGCAGCUCCCAUCUCCUCAGUCACCAGCUCAUUCACACCGGGGAGAGGCCGUUCCACUGCCAUGAGUGCAGGAAGGGAUUCAGACACAAGUCCCACCUCAUCACCCACCGGCGCAUCCACACCGGGGAGAGGCCCCACGAGUGUCCCCAGUGUGGGAAAAGCUUCAUCCAGAGCUCCCACCUGACUGCCCACCUGAGGAGCCACACCGGGGAGAGGCCCUAUGAGUGUGAUCAGUGCAAGAAGAGGUUUCGGUCGACGUCCGAUCUCCUCCUGCACCAGCGCAUCCACACGGAUGAGAAGCCCUUCUGCUGUCCUGAUUGUGGGGUGGGAUUCAAGCGGAACCGUGCCCUCAUCACCCACCGGCGCAUCCACACCGGGGAGAGGCCCUACGAGUGUGGUCAGUGCCAGAAGAGGUUCCUGAGAAGCUCCCAGCUCCUCCGUCACCAGCUCAUUCACACCGAGGAGAAGCCGUUCCACUGCCCUCACUGCGGGAAGGGAUUCAGACACAACUCCACCCUCAUCAUCCACCGGCGCAUCCACACCGGGGAGAGACCCUACGAGUGUCCCCAGUGUGGGAAGAGCUUCAGAGACAGGUCCAGCCUGAAUGCCCACCUCAGGAGCCACACCGGGGAGAGGCCCUACGAGUGUGGUCAGUGCCAGAAGAGGUUCCUGAGCAGCUCCGAGCUCCUCAGCCACCAGCUCAUUCACACCGGGGAGAGGCCGUUCCACUGCCGUGAGUGUGGGAAGGGAUUCAGGCGCAACUCCCACCUCAUCACCCACCGGCGCAUCCACACCGGGGAGAGACCCCACGAGUGUCCCCAGUGUGGGAAAAGCUUCAUCCAGAGCUCCCACCUGACUGCCCACCUGAGGAGCCACACCGGGGAGAGGCCCUACGAGUGUGAUCCGUGCAAGAAGACGUUUCAAGCCCCAUCCAAUCUCCUCCUGCACCAGCGCAUCCACACGGAUGGGAAGCCCUUCCGCUGUCCUGAUUGUGGGGUGGGAUUCAAGCGGAACCGUGCCCUCAUCUCCCACCGGCGCAUCCACACUGGGGAGAGACCCUACAAGUGCUCCGAGUGUGGGAAGAGCUUCAAGAGGAGAUCCUGCCUGAUGCAGCAUUGCAGAAUCCACACGGGGGAACGACCCUACGAGUGUGAUGUGUGCAAGAAGAGGUUCUUGAGCAGCUCCCAUCUGCUCCGUCACCAGCGGAUUCACACUGAGGAGCGGCCGUUCCGCUGUCCUGAUUGUGGGAAGGGAUUCAGGGAAAAUUCCACUCUCACCACCCACCGGCGCAUUCACAGUGGGGAGAGACCAUAUGAGUGUGAUCAGUGCAAGAAGAGGUUUAAGCGCCGCGGGGAUAUCCACAAGCACCGGCGCAUCCACACCGGGGAGAGGCCCUACGAGUGUGGUCAGUGCCAGAAGAGGUUCCUGACCAGCUCCGAGCUCCUCAGCCACCAGCUCAUCCACACCGAGGAGAGGCCGUUCCGCUGCCGUGAGUGCGGGAAGGGAUUCAGGCACAAGUCUGCCCUCAUCGUCCACCGGCGCAUCCACACUGGGGAGCGGCCCUACGAGUGUCCGCAGUGUGGGAAGGGUUUCAUCCAGAGCUCCAGCCUGACUGCCCACCUGCGGAGCCACACUGGGGAACGACCCUACGAGUGUGAUCAGUGUGAAAAGAGGUUCCUGAGGAGCUCUGAUCUCCUCAGUCACCAGCGCAUCCACACCGAGGAGAAGCCGUUCUGGUGCCGUGACUGCGGGAAGGGAUUCAGACACAAUUCUGGCCUCAUCGUCCACCGGCGCAUCCACACCGGGGAGAGACCCCACGAGUGUCCCCAGUGUGGGAAAAGCUUCAGGCAGAGCUCCCACCUGACUGCCCACCUCAGGAGCCACACCGGGGAGAGGCCCUACGAGUGUGAUCAGUGCAAGAAGAGGUUUCGGGCGACGUCUGAUCUCCUCCUGCACCAGCGCAUCCACACGGAUGAGAAGCCCUUCCGCUGUCCUGAUUGUGGGGUGGGAUUCAAGCGGAACCGUGCCCUCAUCACCCACCGGCGCAUCCACACUGGAGAGAGACCCUACCAGUGUCCCCAGUGUGGGAAGGGCUUCACCACAAGCGCCACCCUCAACAGGCACCGGAUGAUCCACACCGGGGAGAGGCCCUACGAGUGUGAUCAGUGUGGGAAGAGGUGCCGGAGCAGCUCCCAUCUCCUCAGUCACCAGCUCAUUCACACCGAGGAGAGGCCGUUCCACUGCCCUGACUGCGGGCAGAGCUUCAGGCACAACUCCCACCUCAUCGUCCACCGGCGCAUCCACACCGGGGAGAGACCCCACGAGUGUCCCCAGUGUGGGAAGGGGUUCACAGAGAGCUCCCACCUGACUGCCCACCUGAGGAGCCACACUGGGGAGAGGCCCUACGAGUGUGAUCAGUGCCAGAAGAGUUUUGCGAGCAGCGGCGAUCUCCGCAAGCACCAGCGCAUCCACACCGGGGAGAGGCCCUACAAGUGUCCCCACUGUGGGAAAAGCUUCUCCCGGAGUUUCAACUUGACCCAGCACCAACGCACCCAGCAUUAGAGUCCACCCUGGGUGGGAAGAACUUUGUGAUCUGCUCCAGCUCUGGUGGUCUCAGAGCUCUGGGUGAUCCCAGGUGGGCAGAGCCCAGGUGAUCCCUGUUUGGAGCACACCUGGCUUAGGGGCUCCACAUCCUCCUGGCUCCCCGUGGCCUGGAU